UAUCGAUAGCAUGAAUCGAGGUAAACAAUUGAAAUAGCAGCAGCAAUAUAAAGCAACUAGCACGAAUGGCAACGUUUAAGCCAAAGUUUAUAAGGCCAGAAACAGACGAUGUCAUCGAUGAAGGAGGAGGUGGCUAUCAGGAGCCGCAAAAUUCAGCUUUCGUGUUCAAUGCCAAUCAUAAUCUGGGUCUAGUUGAGCAGCGCGAACGGUUGCCCAUCCGCAAGUAUCGCGACCAAAUCCUGUACUGCCUGGAAAACCACCAGGUUGUCAUCCUGGUCGGCGAGACGGGCAGCGGCAAGAGCACGCAGGUUCCGCAGUACCUCUACGAGUGGGGCUGGCACAGCAAGGGCAUGAUUGGUGUCACGGAGCCCCGCCGGGUGUCCGCCGUGACGCUGGCCAAUCGCGUGGCCCAGGAACGCGGCGAACUGGUGGGUGAUACUGUGGGCUAUGUGGUCCGUUUUCUGGAGCGUACCUCUCAGGACACUCACAUAAAGUACAUGACAGAGGGCAUUCUGUUGCGAGAGCUGCUUGCCGAUCCUCUGCUCACCCAGUAUGGAGUCAUCAUUGUCGACGAGGCGCACGAAAGAAAUAUGCUGACAGACAUGGUGCUGGGUCUUUUGAAGAAGAUCCUGCGCAAGCGCAGCAACUUAAAGUUGAUCAUCUCCUCGGCCACCAUCGAUGCGAGCUUCUUUAGCGAGUUCUUCAGCUGGCCACGGUCAGGCGCUGAGGCGGAGCAGCCAAUCAACGUGAAGCUGAGCAUCGAGGGACGCAUGCACGCCGUCAGUCACUUCUACCUGAACGAGCCCUGCGCGGACUACGUGCGCGAGACGGUGGAAACCGUGUGGAAACUGCAUCAGAAGGAGCCGCCCGGCGACAUACUGGCCUUUCUCACCGGUCAGGAAGAGGUGCUGGAGGCCAUGGACCUACUCCGUGAAUACAUAGCCAGCCAGGAGACGACCAAUCUCAAAGUGCUUCCCAUGUACGGCAGCAUGACGAGCAACGACCAACUGGCGGUCUUCUUCACCCCGCCCAAGGGCGUCCGCAAGGUGGUGCUGGCCACGAAUAUAGCGGAGACCUCGAUCACGAUCCCAGGCAUUGUGUAUGUCAUCGACUGUGGCUAUGUGAAGGUCAAGUGGUACAACCCCACCACGUGCAGCGACAGCCUCGUCGUCGUGCCCGUCAGCAAGGCCUCGGCUAUACAGCGGGCCGGUCGUGCGGGUCGCGUGCGUCCCGGCAAAGUCUAUCGGCUGUAUACGAAAGAGGACUACGAUGCGCUGGCCCCACGACAGCCGCCAGAGAUGCGUCGGAGCGAGAUGAGCGGAGCAGUGCUGCAGCUGAAGGCCUUGGGCAUUGGCAACGUCCUGCGCUUCGACUUUCCCUCGCCGCCGCCUGCCAAAAAUCUGUUGUCCGCUCUGGAGACGCUCUACGCCCUUGAUGCCAUUGAUGAGCAGGGUCAGCUUACGCGACCUGUAGGCUUCCUGCUGGCCGAGCUGCCCUUCAGUGCCAUGCUGUCCAAGAUGCUGUACAUAUCCGGUCAAAUGGGCUGCUCGGAAGAGAUCAUUACGAUCAUAGCCAUGCUCCAAGUGCAGUCCGUCUUCUCGCGUCCCGCCUCGGCGGCUGCCCAGCAGAGCGGGCGCAUCGCCCAUCGGCACUUCGAGGUGGCUGAGGGCGACCUGAUUACCCUGCUCAAUGUGCACAGCGCCUUUGUGGAGGAGGGCAUGACCAAGGAGUUCUGCGGCCAGUACUAUCUCAUCUAUCGGAAUCUAAAGCGCGCCUGCGAACUGCGUGAACAGCUGCUGAACUUGGCUAGGAACAAGUACGGCAUUGCCAUUUUCUCCUGCAAGGGCGACGUGGAAAUAGUCUGCAAGUGCAUCACGGCGGGCUUCUUCACCCAGGUCGCGUAUCUGCACCACUCGGGGGUCUACCGGCAGAUCAGCAGCGGCACCGAGCUAGCCAUUCAUCCGAAUUCCACGCUCUAUACGCUGCCCCAGGCCCAAUAUGUGGUCUACUGCGAGCUGCUGCAGACGACCAAGCUGUUCAUGAACCACGUCACGGUCAUCAAGAAGGAGUGGCUCACGGAGCUGGCGCCGCACUACUACCAGCAAACCACAGUGCGAGACUAAGGGAAGCCGAUUGCAGCCGGCAGCCACCCGUCCGCGACCCUGGAAGAGCAUCAUGGACUCCGGACCGCGGAUCACACGCGACAUCAGCUCCCAACACAUCUUGGCG
This is a messenger RNA of Drosophila arizonae, 2229 nucleotides long. Its product is annotated as putative ATP-dependent RNA helicase DHX35. Gene Ontology annotation, molecular function: helicase activity; ATP hydrolysis activity; RNA binding. The record is from RefSeq and is a predicted model, not a curated record. Gene Ontology annotation, cellular component: catalytic step 2 spliceosome; intracellular anatomical structure. Lineage: Eukaryota; Metazoa; Arthropoda; Insecta; Diptera; Drosophilidae.